This is a messenger RNA of Paramecium pentaurelia, 1915 nucleotides long. Lineage: Eukaryota; Ciliophora; Oligohymenophorea; Peniculida; Parameciidae. The record is from the annotation of a GenBank genome assembly.
AUGCUUAAUGCCCAUCUAAGACUCUACUUUAGAAACACAGAAGGCGAUGUCAAGAAAGAAACUAUAGACAUUCAAUUAGUUCCAUGUACUUUAGAUCGUUACACGUAAAUAUUUGCAGAAUACCAAAUCAAUUUUACUUAGUAAUUUUAAUAACUUCAUCUGUCAGACUUUUUAUGUCCAAGGUACAUAUAUAUAUAAGUAUGAUAGCAUAAAUACUAACAUCUUGAUAGGAGGUACAUACUCAAGUAAAAUUAAUAUCCUAUAAAAUUAGGCAAUUAAUUUGAUUUCAUAGAACUAUCUAUUACAUAAUGUUAAAAUAGUUCAUAGAAUUUAUGGAACCCAAUAUGUGAUGAUCCUAUUGAUACUAGUUUUAAAGUCAGAUUGUAUACAGUUAAUUAAGUAUCUAAUUUAUUUACGUUAAGAAUAUCAAUCCUUAUAAACCUAAAGAUUCUUAUAUUUAACCCUUUUUAGAUGAUUCUUUAUCAUUUACUUUUAAUUUAAAUUCAACUAAGUUUGCUAACAUUUAUUUUACAAAGUAUGAAUUCCAAAAUGAUGAAAGUCUAUUACCAAUUAGGUAUGUGUAUAUUUGAAAUAAUCAUUUAGUAUGAUUGAAGAAAGGACAUUUUUUGUUUUAGAUUCAUCAGAUAUUCAACAAGAAAUUACUGAGAUCGAAGAAAAUUCAUUAGCAAAAUUGUAAUUAAGAAAAAAACCCUUUAAAACAAAAUUUUUAAGAUAAUAUUAAAAAUUAGAUGAAUUACUAUCUAAUAUAGGUGGAAUUCUCUAAAUAGUGACAUUUUUUAUUGGAUUAUUGGUAACUAUAUAUAAUAGAGUUAAAUGUAUAUAUAUUAAUUAAUAUAGUAGAUAUGGUUGAAUUGUCAAAUAGAAUUUAUGAUUUUAGUAUUGAUGAUUCAUAUUAAAAGAAUAUAUAUUCAGAAAAUUUAUAAAUUUUAGCAGAACAAUAGAAAAAUGAAAGGGUAGGACUUGAUUCAAAGAUAUAGACAUCAAAUUAAAGAAUAAUGACUGAAAAUGAUCAAUGUGAUAAUUGUAUUGAAUCAUUUAGAGAAGAAUAGAAAAAUUUUUAGAAGGAUAGUUUGGCUAUUAGAUUAAGUUUUACAACUGGUUUAGAUUACUUUUCAAAUUAAUUGUAAAAGAUGUUUGAGAAAAAGAAACCAAUACCAUUAGAUUUAUAAAUCUUUUUGAAUUAUAUAACAUGCAAUUUACUAUUUAAAGAUGUUCCAAAAGUUAAAUUAAUGAAUAAAGCUUAGUAAGACAUUAUCUCAAAUAUAGUGAAUAAAUUAUUUCAUAGUCAGAUAUUUAUACAAUAUUGUCUAGAUUGAAUGAAAUUGAUAAAUUGAAAGAGGUAUUAUUAACACCAAAACAAUUGGUUAUGUUUAAUUUCACUCCAAAGAAAUUAAUAACAUUAGAAGAUGAAGAUCUAAAAAUAGAUAGAAAUAUGGUUGAAUCUUAACAUAAAACUUCAAAAGAUAAGUAAUAUUUAUUUAAUAAAAAUAAGAUAGGUUGAAUUUUUAAUAUAUGCUAAAAUGAUGAUGAAGAUGAAAAGAUAAAAUAAAAAAGAAAAGAAUACAGGAUAAAUUAGACCACAUAAAAGAGCAAGUUUUAUUCCAUAACCACUUAAUAAUUAUGUAUAUUAGCAAAUUUAUAGUGUAAGAUAAUUAUUAAAUAGAUUAGGCAUAUGAUGAAAUCUUCAAAAAUAAACAUCAAUAGGAAACUUUAAAUACAUAGUUAAUCUCCAUGUUAGGUCCAGAGAUGGAAUUGAUUUAUAAGGUUGGCAAAAUAAUAGAUUAAAAUGUUAGACCCAUAACAAGGAGUCAUAAGAAACUUAUAUCAUCUGAUAAUUAAUAGAAAGGUCUCAUAAUAGAAGAAGAUAAUCAUAAGGAAGAAUGUAAUGAUUGAG